AUGAGCGAUGCAGCAUCAGGGCGAAUCAACGCUCUUGUGCUCAAGCUUCGCCACCCUUUGACUCGAAUUCGACAUCGAGCAUUGCACACUUUACUCUUUAAGCUUCGAGAGCAUCUAAUACACUACAAGGAACUGGAGCCACUGCACUGUACACUUGUGCCUGCUUUGCUAGCCUGUCUGGAGCCGCCGAUGGGAGUGGAGACGCUGCAUGUGCUACAAUUACUGGUACAAAACCAUUCGGAAGCAUUUUUGGCUAGUUUACAGCACCAUGGAGCAGCAGAGAAACUCCAACGAGCUGCUAAUGCUAAUCCCGAGCUUCAGACGAGCUUCGAUCAGCUCUUAAAGCAAAUUUACACGACAAAAUUGGUGGAAGUAGAUUGCAAGUCCAAGAAGCAGACAGGAAACCCAAAGGAAAACCUUCAGCCAAAGGCUGAACCAAAAAUAGUCAGUAAAAUGCUGACAAAUCGACGAUUAGCACCUAAAGUUGACGAGUUGGAAGCUUCUGGCUGGCGAUUCGCUCAGGUUACGCUAGUGUCGGCGGAUGAUCAGUAUUUGUUCGAGUUUGAGGUGAAACUUCAGCUAAGAACCGAGACUCGGGAUAUUGUGGCAGCUUGUGCGAUAUUUCGGAACGAUAUUUUGAGAAAUUUUCCAGCUGAACUUUUCUUGCAGCGUCCAUUGAUACUGCAAUAUUUAUUACAUUUAUUGCAGCAGCCACUUUUGCCCGAGAUGCCGAGAAUGAUAAAUGAAGAAAGCUCAGACAUUUUGAUGGAAAAAGCGAUGGAAAUAUCUUUGGGUGUAAAUUAUUUUGAUGAAUUAGGCAGCGCAACUUAUUCAAGCAAGCGUGGACAUGUUUGUGGUGCAAUAGUGAUGGCAAGUCUUAAAGCAAUCGAGUCGUUUUUGUAUGCGCUAAGACUCUCACGAAGGGUAAGUCUAGAUCCAACUUAUGUGGUGCACAAGUCUCGUGCGCUAGUGGAGUCAUCUGAUUCGUACGAAACACUUCGCGUGUUGUAUCCACGUGCAAGGGUGGAGGUUGGAGAAGACGUGCUUAGUAUUUCCGAACGAAGGACUGACAGCCAUCUAGAGCAAUUUUCAUUCAGUGGAGCCAUAUACAAGCUUUUUGUCUGCAUUUUGCCGUUAUUGCGAUCGGCUAGACAUCCUCGACUGCAUUUGCUAAAUCUUCUUAUUUCGGCACUUCCUGAUCUUCCAGAACAGAGCCGUACAGAUCCUACGAUUACGAGCGUUCAGCAACUGGAUAAAUUGCGGCUCGAGCGUAUUUUUGAUAUAAUCUGUGGGAUCUGUAGACCCUUCCAAGCAAGCCAAUUAGGUCAUUCAGUGAUAAACAGCGAUCUUGAGCUAACGCAUUCGAUGACAUGGAAAUUUGUAGAACUUGUUAUUAGGCUAUUACGUUUGUAUUCGGCGCAUCACUUUUUGGUGGUGGAUGUUAAAUCUGAAAGUAAUGAAGGGCGCUGUAGCACGAAAAGUGACAAAAUUAUUGUUCCACGACAGCUGUGGGAAUCGGUCAAAACAUGGAUAGCUAAUCCAGUAUUUUCAAGCUUAUUUGCUAAAAAGUGGGAUAAAGACUCGAUCAUUCAAGAUUUCUCACAGAUCGACGCCACAAUUUAUGCUUUCGUUCAGUUAAAGCAAUCUUCGAGGCAAGAUGCAAAGCAAAUUCUUGAUUUCGUUGAAUUUGCUAAAGAACACCGUGAAACAGAUUUUGAGUUGAAGGAGAAACCAGACUUCUUAACUAUUGAUGUUGCGCGAAAAGCUCUUCAGGCUAGAACAGCCUUCGGUGAAUCGAACGUCAAGGCAAUUGCAGACGCUGCACUUCUGACAAUUCGAUCUGUCAUGACGGCAGAAGCCGGAAAUGACGACAGGAGGCCAACAGAUAAUGACCUGGAAAAUAUUCAGUUCAUUCUUUGUGAUCUGCUGAGUGGACUGGGUCAGAUGACGACGUCUACGUCAAAUGAAGCAAUUGUAUAUUACUUCUUUCACGGAUUUUCUGAAUUGACUGACAGCCUAUACAAUGAAAAUUCGCAAGGAUUGAGCGAUUACCGGCAUCAGUGCUUUGUAAAAAUUUUAGCUGAACCAAAGUUCUUGACGUUGUUGCUACUGAUAUUAGCUACACACAAUGACGCAAAUGAUCAAGUAAAUAACGCGGCACUUUGGGCAACUUUCCGUACAGCUUUGCAUCAGCUAACAGGCGAUAAGGUGGCACUCUUUGAACCGGUAAUUCCAUUGAUUCAGCACUUUGCAUACAUCGAAUCAUCCGAAAUGUCAUCACAAGAUCAACAUCAAACUCAAUCUAAAUUAGCAGAAAUUUUGAUUGAAUUGGAAUCUAUUGUACCUGACCAUACGAGAUACCUCUCGAUCUGCCGUUGUUUGCUUCAUAAGUCAUCAUACAUUCGUAAGGCCGCUGCGUCAGGAAUUCUUCGCAUAUUGUCUCGGACGUGCUCGACUAGUGCUGACUGGAUCUCGAAACAUAGAGAAGUCCUACAAGACCCAUUUGGGGGACCUUACUCUAAUGAUGGCGAAAAUGUGAACCUGGAAGUAACACUGAUGGAGACGCCGUUGCCAGUUAGUCAGACAAAAGCAUAUACCCCGAAUGAAAACGAGUUAUCGGCACAGCUAAGCAAGUUGUCUCACCUGUACAAAGUAAUUUCUGGAACUUCUUCAACCUUACAAGGCAUGCGAGUAGCGGCACUUAAAGAGUUAGUGGUGGUGUUUGAAAAUGCGUCAGCUGAGACGUUCACGUUGUUUGAAGAGCUUGCCAGAUUCUCGGACCUUACUAAAAUAAUUCAUGCAAGCCUCCGAACGGAAGCCGGUCAGAUUAACUCCCCAUUGGUUUAUCAAUCGCUUCUAUUGCUUCGAACUCUAUUAUUUCGCAGCCGAAUGCUGCGUUCUGCUGUGCAACAUACAAGUGAUAUGGUGGAGUUAUAUUUUCUAUUAAUCUUUCAUCCAUUGAGCUCAAUUCGGGCCCAAAUGUACUAUAUUAUACUUCUAUUGACGUGCUCUGCCGAGAAUUUUAUCCCUCACAAAGCACAAAUGGAAUAUCUGAAAAAUGAUGACGGCUCAGAAAUUAUAAACGCAAGAAUUCCCGAUAUGCUUAAAUCGACUUUUGGCUUGUAUUCAAAUCGCUGGGCGCGAUGUUUCGUUGUUACCCUUUCGCUACAACAACAUCUGCAAGCUACUUUUAAGCAACUGACCACGCAAUCGAAUGUGUUAUGGUUACAGGAAAUCCAGUCGAUUGUUUGUCAGAAAUCUAGUGGCUGUUGCACAGACGAAAUGGGGCUCAGGGGAAGCGAUCACCUUGCUUCGGCUUUAAGUGCAGAAUACGCCUUCAUAGCUCGCAGACUUCGAGAGGCACCCUCGCACGGAAAGUGCUUGAACGCACUAUAUCAUUUGAUGAUGAUAUGUAAAGCGUGGUGUGUUGGACGCGAACAUUUUGUGAACGAAUGGGAGGCCGAUUUUGAACGUUAUGUCACCAAGCCUCCGAAAAGUGAUCGAGACGAAGUAAUUUUAGGGUCGCUUGUCAGCACUCUUAGCAUUGUUUUCAGUGCAAUGACUAGAGAAGAACAGCUACGAGCUCUUGUCGUCGUGAAGCGCAAAUUUCUUCCUCUUCUUAAAAUAUCGAAAAGCGCGAUAUUUCCUCUCCAGAUGGCGCGUUUAUUGCUUAAUGUGAGUACAUCAAAGGUGAAAGACUUGUUUUUGUCACUCGCUGCUGAUACUGAUAUCAUCUCGACAAUCUGCACGAAAUAUUCAGCAGCUUAUGCGAUUGAAUCGGUUCUCCACAGUUUGAUGCUAGAAGUUCUGCUUCAAUUCGCCCAAGGCGUGGGCGAAAAUGCAACUUCUCGUCUAUCCAAGCCUUCCCGCGAUAAAAUUUGCAAGCGACUUGUCGAGAUGAUCGCACCAUUGCUUACGGUUGUAUGUCGCCACCGCAUACCAGGCUCAUUUAUGAAACGGGACGUCUUUAUUGCUGCAUCUCAAUGCAUGAUCGCCAUUUUACAGACGCUCCCGAGUGCGUCUCUUACGUCCAGCAACAGUACUCUGCAGCAUACAGAUAGCAGUAUUCUUCUCGAUGGUAGCUGGGCGUCUCGAUUUCUGUUUGACCACGUCUCACCGAUUCGUGAGCUUGGCUAUCGUGUCAUCGAACAAAAUGCAGCUAUAAAUCCUCCAUCAUUACAACUUGUGGAAAUGGCUGCUGAAAUAUCGACGGAUAAGACCGAAUCGGAUGCUGUACGUGCAGCAGCAUGUUCGGCUACAAUGCAAAAUAUACUCCAGUUUCACGAGCGCACUAAAGAACAACAAGCUGCGCUGUCAACGAUUUUUCAUGGUAAUACAUUCGCAGGAAAAGUGGUGCGCAUUCUUUUCAGCAUCUUGAAAAGCAACAAAUUACUUGUUCAUACUGCAAGCGCAUUUCUGCGAUUAAUUCGAGUAACAUUUGUACAAAACGACACUAUAGCAUCGCGUUUUGGGGAUAUGCAGAAAGAGCUGGAGAAAGCUCAAGAGGACUAUGAUAUCUACCCGCUCUUAAUUCAGGCUCUAUCCGUUCGAGAAUGGAAGCUCAAAUGUUAUCGCUAUUGCUCGAGCUGUAUGCUCUUAUCGCAUUGCGAUGACAUUGCAUGGAGACACUCGCUGCUUCCGGCUAUUUUAGAAACAAUAAAUGAACUUCUUAAUCUCCUACAGACAAUUUGCCGCAGGAAUGAGUUUGAUCAAGUGGCGUUCUUCCUCUUGCAUACAACUUUGCAGUACCAAGUUAUGGAACUUGUCAAAGAGAUUUAUGAUUUGAUGGACGACAUACACUUAGAAAACAAGUAUUAUGAGGUUCUUGAUCUAUCCGCAAGCACCCUUAGCAUUUUGGCAAUGCAGACUUUUGAUCAGAAAAAUAUCAGAGAUUUUUUAUCAUCGACAGCAUCGGAUAUAGGGGCGAAUUUUAUACUCACGGUGGCAAAGCUGCUAGAACCUCAGCACCCGAUUAAAUUUCGAGUGUCAUUCUGUCGAGCUGUGGCUGCGGUGUCUCUUCUGAUACCUGGAUCGUAUCAGGCUAUAGAUGCCGCUGUAAUUAAGUCACUGUGCUCCAAUUUGUUUGAACUCUACCAAGAGCUGGCUCAGCUCAGACUGGCUGAUACAAAGUCUGCAUCUGAAGCUAAAGAUCGCGCUUCUUCAUUGGCUUCUAUUCGACGUGUAGCAUGUGCACUACAAGUUUUACUUGAAUCGAGGCAACCCUCUCUUCGCCCACUUGUUCACAUUAAGCGUGGAGUGCCUUUUGCAAUGACGAGUAUCAAGGAAUUGUUUACUGCGAUACGCAUAGCUGGUGGACUUAGCGGCAGCCGAAAUAGGAGUUCAAAUGAUGUCAGUGCGAGUUCACGGGAUGCAUACGUGCUAGAUCUCUUUAGCUGCAUCCAGACACAUAUGGAAAUCUUGACUUCUAUUAUCGGAGGCGACGAGGACAACCAGCAACUAGUAAAGGACGAGGGUCUUCUCCAUGUCAUUCUAACGAAUUGGAACAUGAUGAAGACGGCUCAUAUGCGCGGGUCCGAAUUAAUGAUACGCACUCUGUAUCUUCUGGCAAAUUAUAUUUAUGGGAAUGACAAAGCGAAGAAAUCGCUGCUAACGUUUCUGACGCCUGGUACUGGAAAAGGAGACACUUCCACGUCCCUGGUUUCACUGUUGCUGGAUCUGGCGAACUUUCGAGGUGAGAUGACAGCAUUCAACACCCAAGGGAAUUUCGGUAAAACCAUUCCAUCCGAAGCGGAUAUGGCACUGAGCAACGCUGCAUGUCAAGUGCUUAAAGCUGCUCUACUAAAUUCAGACUGUAUGUUAAAUUCUGUCAAGACGGGGUCGAUUCCAAAGUUGGUUAGCUCGCUUCAAGAUCGUUUGAGCAUCGCUUGCUCCGAAGAAGGGGCGCGUUACUUGUACACGAGCGUGGGAACUGUGCUUUCCUUUGUGUUUGACGAUGUAUUUCAUCUGUCCGAUCAAAACAUUCGGCAUCACGGGUGCUUAUUCGUGCGAAAUUUGUCCCUCUCUCAAGCGGCCAAGAACCACUUCGCUUUCUGGGAAGAACUACUGGAUCCGAUGGUUGAUCUCUGCGUUCGUGCCAGUGGUGAAACGCCCAGAGACCUGAUUUGUUUGGAUUACAUAUCAGUGGCUCUCUGGUCGCUUGUAUACGACAAUCAGAAAGCGCGUGCUUUGUUGCUGUCGAAACCUGCAACGUUACGAAGCUUGAAACAAGUGCUAAGCUCCCAAUCGUCUGACGACAUCGGGAAAAACUUACAGCGCGUUUUGAUGCUCGUCGAAGCUUAG
Molecule: messenger RNA, 6300 nt
Organism: Plasmopara halstedii
Lineage: Eukaryota; Oomycota; Peronosporomycetes; Peronosporales; Peronosporaceae
Product: Armadillo-type fold
Exons: 8
Coding region: 1-6300 (2099 amino acids)
Biological process (GO): centriole replication; centriole-centriole cohesion; ciliary basal body organization
Cellular component (GO): centriole; centrosome; ciliary basal body
Source: RefSeq, a predicted model, not a curated record